This is a messenger RNA of Blepharisma stoltei, 720 nucleotides long. Lineage: Eukaryota; Ciliophora; Heterotrichea; Heterotrichida; Blepharismidae. The record is from the annotation of a GenBank genome assembly.
AUGUGGAGACCUUUCGCAGGAAAUUUUGCAAAUCAUUCAUUUGACAACUUCGCUCAAAAAUACAUUAGAGCAGACACCGCUCCUCUUCCAAUCUCCCACCCCCAAAAAUCAAAAAUCGACAUCAACGAACUCUACCCUUACAAACACAAAAAAGAAGAACUCGAAGAAAGAUACAAAAAAUUCCAAGAUCUCCAAGAAAAAGUCAAAGAACAGCGAAAAAUGAUAAAAGAAAGAGACCUUUUCACAAAAGCCAGGAAAGAAGCCAAAAUCCGUAAUCAGCAUUCCCUAAUAAUCCAAGAGCGUGAAAAGAAAAAGUAUGAGAUGGACAAAAUCAGAAGUCUACUAAAUAAAACAAAACCAUUUAAAAAGACAAAGCCAUACUCAGAACGAAGAGAAAGAAAAUCAGCGUCUCGAGCUGAAGAUACAACCAUUUUUUCAUUAACAGCUGCAGAUAAUCCAAUUGUUUUAUCUGAAAGGAAGCCAAACAAGUCUCCGUUACCGCCAAUUAAACUGAAGCCAAUUAUGCCUGUAAGAGAAUUCCAAGACAAGCUUCUUAAAUCAAUGAGAGGAAAAGCACCUACAUUUUUUAAAGAUCUUAAGCAAGAAUUCAAAGCAAUAAGAGAACAGAGUGAAAUGACGUUUGAAGAAUAUAAAGAAAAAAGAAAAAUAAGAAGAAGUGACCCACUUUAUUCAGUAAGGAGAAGAUCCUCAGAGAUGUAA